GUAACCAGGCGUUAUUUUCAAACGGAGUCGCUCGUCGUCUUGCACAGACGAUCUUGGUUGGCCAGUUUCGCUCUGACGCGGCUCUCUGGCUGGCUAGCUGUCAGAGGAAAGGACUGGCAUCUCUUCUGGCUGGAAUUUCUUCACAGUAAAAAGGCUGAUGAAUCCCUGAAGCUCGUUUCUACCGCUCGUUGCCUGGACACAACCCUGAGACCGGAUGACAGGAGAUGAGACACUGGAGCCCUAGACCACAUCAUGAGCAUUCAAAGCCUACAAGGAGCUAUAGGGGAGUCUCUUGGCUCUAGUCUCACAGUGCGCAUGAGUGGAGCAGGUGGCGGGUGGAACGGUCUCUCCCUGAAACCUGUUUCCCCGGGGUGGAUCGCCUCCAUUUUCCAGACCAUGGUCCCUACUGGUUACACCAAACUUCAGGAGGAGCGGCUGGCCAUGGUGGACCUUGGAGCUAAAUCUGAGGCCAACUCGCUCCAGAACGGGUACAGACAGGAGACGUCUCAUAUAGAAGGAAGACGGGUUCUGGACCGGGCCUCUCGGGCCUCUUUGACUUUAUCAGACUGUGGCGAUGGAGACUGCUCGGAGACAGAGCCUAUGCUCACUGAGAAGAGGCUCUCAGGAGAAGAGGCAGAUGGGGAGGAGGAAGAGGAGGAGGAGGAAGGGCUGGGAUCGAACACGCAGAAUAUGCCAAAGGAGUCAGCGCUGGCUAUGGCAUUUCAGAUUUUGGUGCCUUUCCUUCUAGCCGGAUUUGGAACCGUAUCAGCUGGAAUGGUGCUGGAUAUUGUGCAGCACUGGGAGGCGUUCCAGUACAUCACAGAGAUCUUCAUCCUGGUACCUGCUCUGCUCGGCCUCAAGGGAAACCUGGAGAUGACUUUGGCCUCGAGGCUGUCCACAGCGGUCAAUGUGGGCAAGAUGGAUUCUCCCAUCGAGAAGUGGAAUCUAAUCAUAGGGAACCUGGCACUGAAGCAGGUUCAGGCCACUGUUGUGGGUUUCCUGGCGGCCGUAGCAGCCGUGGUUCUUGGUUGGAUUCCAGAGGGGAAGUUUCAGAUGAGCCACGCUGUUUUGCUCUGCUCCAGCAGCGUGGCCACGGCCUUCAUAGCCUCCCUGCUGCAGGGUAUCAUCAUGGUGGGGGUAAUUGUGGGCUCGAAGAAGACGGGGAUUAACCCAGACAACGUAGCCACACCCAUUGCAGCCAGUUUUGGUGACCUCAUAACCUUGGCGAUCCUGGCCUGGAUAAGCCAAGGCUUGUACAAGUGCCUGGAUUCCUAUCCGUAUGUGUCGUCGUUGGUUUGGGCCUUCUUCAUGUGUCUGACUCCGCUGUGGAUCGUCAUCUCCUCCAAGCACCCUGCCAGCCGCACCCUACUCUACUCAGGAUGGGAGCCCGUCAUCACUGCUAUGGUCAUCAGCAGCAUUGGAGGGCUCAUCCUGGACAAAACGGUGUCUGACCCAAAUCUGGCCGGCAUUGUAGUGUACACCCCCGUUAUCAACGGUAUUGGAGGUAACCUGGUGGCUAUUCAGUCAAGCAGGAUCUCCACCCACCUUCAUUUCCACUGUGCUCCUGGGGAAGUUCCCGAUGAGGCCAAGGGCUGCUACUACCCCUGCCGCACAUUCUGUGGUACAGGCGCCAAUCAUCGUUCUGCACAGGUGCUCCUCUUUUUAGUCAUCCCCGGUCACCUACUUUUCCUCUACAUCAUCCACCUCAUGAAGAGUGGCCACACAACCCUGACGCCCAUCUUUAUGUCUGUCUACCUAGCUGCUGCUAUGCUGCAGGUACUACUCUUGUUGUGUAUAGCAGACUGGAUGGUGCACUCAAUGUGGAGGAGCGGCAAAGACCCAGACAGUUUCUCCAUCCCUUACCUGACAGCGCUAGGGGACUUUUUGGGCACCGCCCUGCUGGCACUCAGCUUUCACUUCCUGUGGCUCAUAGGAGAUCAGGACAGCGACGUGGGCGACUGAAAGCGUGCCACUUCUACGCCUCUAAUGCCCUUAAGCCUUGUUGUACCGUUGGGUGCUCCCUGUUGCUGGUCAGCACGUUCCUUAACUUCACAUCCUGGAUGAAACUUUUAAUCUACACGAUGGUUUAAAAACUGUUCCUGUUUAUUUCUACAUGCAAACCACAUCGUACUCGUUAAAUUUAUGCUUUUGUGUAGCGAUUGUGACCUGCAUCAUUUGCACCAAAGCACUGCUGGUUUUCUUCACUGAAGCAGGAAAUCACCAGCCAUCACCCACAAACCCGAAGAAACCUUAACUGGUGGACUCUGCAGCCCAGCGUCAGUAAGAGGUCUUCAGUGAAAAAUUAAAAGCGUGUCUUAUAUGUGGAAUAUUUGGGGGGGAUUGUGUCUGCUAUCAUGUCGAGUAACAUCAUCAAGUGAAGCCUGAUGUGACUGUUAGCAAAUGAACUUGUGACUGCUACAGACUCAAGAGAACAGCGUGAGUUUGUACUGAUGGUACGAAACGUUUACCUGUCUCCCCACAUCUGUGUAUUUUUGUCUUUAGUUGUUUCAUAGUUUGUGUUGGAUUUCUCUGUUCUCUACAUAUUUAAGGAACCUUCCUCUCUAUGUUGUACCUGUGUUCUAUAUGUUUGUAAUAUCACCAAUCAGCUGUCAGGGUUGGAUACUGGGGCCAGCUUGUGGUGUGUGGGAUUAUCAGCAAAAAUCUAAGGUUGUGUGGUUUGUUUUCAGAUGGCGUCCCCGUGGAUCCGACUCUUUCUGAUUUUGUGGAGAGCCACUGGUGUCACUUUUUUUCUCUGUGUUCUCAGUGUUUGUGGAUUGGGGACCAAAAAGUCUGCUCAGCAUUGAUGUACCUGUCUUGGCUUGAAUUUAAAAGUUAUAAACCAAGAAUCAUCUUAUUAAAGAUGCUUGUAUUGGAAGGUGAACAGGGGUAAAAACAGAUUGUGCCAGAUUGCUGAUAGUGGACCUGUGAUUAAGUUCCUGACCCACGACUUACCUGGAGCAGUACUUGGUGGGAGUGGGGGUGGAGGUGUGGGUGGGUUCUGGAUGAGGGGUCUUUUUCUUUUGUUACUAUUCCAACACCUACACUCACAAGACUAAAGUGACAGGAAAGCAUCAGGUGUUGUAUAAUCUAAGAUCUACAUGUUUGGCCAUGUUGCAGCUGGCUAGUUUCAGAGUUAAUGUUUAUGAAGUUACUCAGUGAGACUACCAGUAACAUACCUGUCUUAGUCUGUUCAUGCUGGAGACUUCAGUUAGCUGAGGUAACGUUACAUUUACCAAACAUAUUGUUUAGACCUCAUGCUGGAAACCUGACAACUGCAGACUGGAAGCCUAAGAAACUCUGCAUAACAUUACAUGCGAGCACUUUAACCACCUGUGCAGGGACGUUCAGAUGAUUAUCACGUGUACACAUGCUUCAUGUGUACACGUGAUAAUCACAGCACAAACAUUACUAUAAUUAGCCUGCAAGUGCACAGUGACACUUUUAAUGAUACAGCCAAUUUUGAACUAAAUAUCAGUUUAGAAGGUAUAAACAGCCCGUCUGACAUUUAUAUAUUCAGGAUUAAUAGUUAAUGUUCCAGAGAGCAGGGAGUGUAUUUCUUACGUUGUACAACACUCUUUACUGUCACAAUGUCACGUCCUUUUUACCUGUAAACCUUGGCAACCAACAAUGCCAACCACCCCACAGCCCCGCCUCCCAGGUCAGAUCUUGUGCCUGUGUCAGCGCGCCCUCUGACCUCUGUUUGACCUCUCUUCCUCAUGUAUCAUCACUCUGAUGCUGGUUUACAAUUCCACUGUUUGGAAUUUUCCUUCAUAUUCCUUCAAAGACCAGCAGGUGCCUGUCCCUGCGGGAACCUGGCAAAUGUGGGAGCACAGAGCGUUCUCACUACAGGGUCCACAUGAGCUCUGUCACCACUGUCUCAUAAAAAGUCCAGACAGACACGGCGUGUACAGCUUCAAGAAUCCCUACAACAACCGUUUUCUUUGUUCGGAGCCUCACUGCUGGGUCUAAAAGUCCACCUCGGGGCAAACUUGACCCAGAACAGCCUGAAUGUGCAAACGUUUGUAGCACUUGUAAAAAAAAAAAAAAAAAAAAAAAAAAAAAUGAAAUACUUUCAUUUUUGUGUAUUUUGGGUCACUUUAAGUGAAGUCAUCAAAUUUUAGGCUAAAAAAAGACAUUAUGGGCAUUUUUAGUCCUGUCAAAUAUGACCAAGAAUUAAUUUCUGCUUUUUGUUUGUCGUCUGUUUGUGAAAUGAGGUUUGUGAAACAGAGUGGGACCACUGACGUUCCACAGUGGAUGAUCACAUGCCAGUCACAUGCUGUUUACACGAUGAAUCAUCAGUUCUCAGAAUCCCGAUUAAACAGCAGAUUUCACCUUGAAAAGAUUCUUUUUCCAAAUGUAUUGUUUCAUUAUUCAGAGAGCAGUGAUUCAGCUGAGUCAGCCUGAUGUUAAAUCAUUCCCUGUAGCUCCUCCGGGAAUGAGAUGGGAGAUUAAACCCACUCGUUGAAGUUAUCCUGAAGUGAUGUGCGUAUGUGAACGUAGCCAGUGGUUCUCUUUAAACCCAAAAUGUGCCUCUCGAGAUUUACUGGUUGACGAGGUAUUUUUCACUCUGUCACACCAUUAAUGCAACUUUCUUUCUCCUGUAUUGUAACACUGUGCAAUGAUCUUCUUUUGUACUCUCAGUUUUUGGAGAGUUUCAUUCCAAAACAGCAUAUCCACCAUCCUAAUUGUGAGAAACUACAUGCAGAAAUGAGAAGCCGAUUGGGAUUGGGACUGUUUUUUGGAAUGAAACCCUUUGUUUAGGUUUGUGGCUCAUGUGGGCCAGAAAUGAUUCAAAAAUAAUAAAUAUCCUUGAUUUGAAAA
This is a messenger RNA of Oreochromis niloticus (Nile tilapia), 4821 nucleotides long. It is a transcript of the gene slc41a2b, whose product is annotated as solute carrier family 41 member 2b. Bases 253 to 1962 code for a protein of 569 amino acids. The record is from RefSeq and is a predicted model, not a curated record. Gene Ontology annotation, biological process: monoatomic cation transport. The transcript is spliced from 11 exons. Gene Ontology annotation, molecular function: monoatomic cation transmembrane transporter activity. Gene Ontology annotation, cellular component: plasma membrane. NCBI's taxonomy places the organism in Eukaryota, Metazoa, Chordata, Actinopteri, Cichliformes, Cichlidae.